Messenger RNA from Lodderomyces oxycetoniae, 1437 nucleotides. It is a transcript of the gene CHT1, whose product is annotated as Cht1p. Gene Ontology annotation, biological process: carbohydrate metabolic process. NCBI's taxonomy places the organism in Eukaryota, Fungi, Ascomycota, Pichiomycetes, Serinales, Debaryomycetaceae. The record is from RefSeq and is a predicted model, not a curated record. The transcript has a single exon. Gene Ontology annotation, molecular function: chitinase activity. The coding region runs from base 1 to 1437 and encodes 478 amino acids. Gene Ontology annotation, cellular component: extracellular region.
AUGAUUUUUCUCAUUACGCUCCUUUUACUUCGUUUUUCUUUGGGGUCUAAUAUAGCAGCUUAUUGGGGACAGAAUGCUGGUCGGAAUCAGCAGUCAUUAGGUGAUUAUUGUUCACUGUCACCGGCAGAUAUCAUCAUAUUGGCCUUUUUAAACAAUUUUCCCUCUCUUGAUUUAAAUUUUGCUAAUCAAUGUUCCCAAACGUUCGGUGAUGGUCUUUUGCACUGCUCGCAAAUAGGCAAUGAUAUCAAGUCCUGUCAGCAACAAGGAAAGAAAAUCUUGUUGUCAUUGGGAGGAGAAUCAGGAAGUUAUGGAUUUUCUUCUGACUCACAAGCCCAGCAAUUUGCAGAUGUUUUAUGGAACAUGUUUGGAGAAGGCACUGAUACUGAACGUCCCUUUGAUGAUGCUGUUAUUGACGGAUUUGAUUUCGAUAUUGAAAACAAAAUUCAAACUGGAUACGUUGCUUUGGCAAAACAACUUAGAAGCCACUUUGCUAAAUCUUCAAAACAAUACUAUCUAUCAGCGGCUCCUCAAUGCCCGUACCCUGAUGAGUCCGUGGGUGACUUGCUUAGCCAGGUGGAGUUGGAUUUCGCAUUUAUCCAAUUCUACAACAACUACUGCUCAAUUGACAAACAAUUCAACUGGCAAACCUGGUCCCAAUAUGCGUCAGGAAAAAAGACAAAAUUGUACUUGGGUAUUCCAGGCUCUUCAUCUUCCGCUGGUUCGGGGUAUGCGGAUGUGUCUAUGGUACAAAACACAGUUGCUAGCAUUAAAAACGACCCUUGUUUUGGCGGUGUCUCCGUCUGGGAUAUAUCUUCAGCGCCACGUGACUUUCUUGAAGAUAUCAACAAUGCUUUGGCUGGAUCUUACUCUCCACCUGAAUUUCAAUCUCAAUCAUCUGUUGUUCCUGAGCCAUCUGUUGUUCCCGAGCCAUCUGUUGUUCCUGAACCAUCUGUUGUUCCUGAACCAUCUGUUGUUCCUGAACCAUCUGCACCUUUCACUUUUGCAACUUUAAACACUUUUACCAUUUCGGUCUCUGUUGGCACAUUUAGUACCGCUUCUGCAAGUACUUAUACUACUUCGACUACCACCACUACCACUACAUCAGGUGGAUUCUGGGGUUGGCUAACAAACUUAUUUGGCUCUAUUUCAGCAACAGUGGCGACACCAACACCGUCAGCUAUUACUCUUCUCCCAACUACUACAUCUACAACAUCCUCGUUCAACUGGUUUGGACUCUUCGAUGCACAACCAACAACAACAACAGCAGCAGCAGUAGCACCUUCAAUAGUUCGCGUCACAAGCUAUACUACCGUCACCACAACAGUGGUUCCCACUACAAUAGUAAAAAGAAACAUUAUUAUCGAUUCAAAGGCAAUGACAUUCAACCCGGGAUACCUUAUAGUCUUGACUUUGUUUACAGUCCUACUCUUUUUGUAA